Carassius auratus (goldfish) is the source of this 5515-nucleotide messenger RNA. Its product is annotated as palmitoyltransferase ZDHHC5-like. NCBI's taxonomy places the organism in Eukaryota, Metazoa, Chordata, Actinopteri, Cypriniformes, Cyprinidae. Gene Ontology annotation, molecular function: palmitoyltransferase activity. Bases 1410 to 3395 code for a protein of 661 amino acids. The record is from RefSeq and is a predicted model, not a curated record. Gene Ontology annotation, biological process: protein palmitoylation. The transcript is spliced from 12 exons.
GGUUUUAUUUUUGGCUUAUCAUACUCCGUAUCGGAUAAACGAGUUUUCAGCCCCGGGCGUACACAGAUCAAAAGCCUUUUCCCAAGCAGUAGAAAUACCGUGAGAUUAAGGGAGAGAGAGGAUAGAGAGAGCUGAAGCUCCUCUCUCAUCAGAUAAUAAUGCUGCCCCGGGCCAGGAUGCAGAAGAGAAACCAAGUCUCCAGAUCACAGGACGUGUGAAUAAACGCCAGCCAUUUAAAGUACGUAAACAUUCAGGACAUCCGACACUGCAUACCGCUCAGGCCAGUUAAGGAAUCAGAAAGGAGGAGGACGGCAUUUUAGACUCCUCAGUCUCAUUCUUGUGAGGAAGAAGGGCCUUAUGGGACACUAUGCAGGGUUAAAAUGGUUUUGCACACUCGUGUGUUAUCACAACCUGGAGUUUUCAACCCCGGACGCAUACGGAUCGUGUGCAGUUGCGAUGGUGGACACGCACUCUGGUGUGGGCGUACAUUUUUUGCAUAUGGAUUGCAUCUGAAAAGCAACUUAUGUGGAUAUCUGCACUUACAAGAUUCAUGUGACCUGGCAAACCGUGUUUUUCUGUUCACUUUUCGGCCAGUUUGUCUUUCUUCAAAGUGUGAGCUUAGAUCACCUCAGAGAGGAGAAUGAGCUCUCAUUUAGGGCACAAGACAUCAAGAGCUCGGUUUCAUGUUUUGUACUCAUAAUUACUGUCUUUUCUUAGACGGACUGUUCCGGAGGGAAAUCCAGACUCCUUUGAGAUUGUAGAAAGAAAGCUUUUUUUUCUCUCUCUCUCUCUUUUUUUUUUUGUAGUUUCUUUUUUUCUCUCAUACUUUUUGUUUCACUGUAUACCUCCCACCAAAACAUUUUUUUCCCCUUUAGUAGUCUAACAUCAUUCUCACAUGCACUCAUCUGCUAGGAAUCUUUGAGAGAUAUGAGAUUGGUCUCUGAGCGAGUACUGUAUGAAUGCCUGAACUCAAACGGCUGCUUCCUUUGAGCUCUUUUUGGUAUAACACGGGGCUUACCAGAGAUUUGCACUAAAAGAGCAUUGCUGUCACUUGAUUUUCCUUUUAUUGACCAAAUCUUGUUACAUUCAAGCCAUAUGAACUUAUUUUUGAUGAAGCUAGAGCUAUUUUUGUAUUACAGUGAAGUCAUAGAAAUAUUUCAUAUUAUGUGUAUAUAAAUUUAGUCUAUUUUUUAUGUAUCAACACACACAUAUACAAAAAGACAUCUGCACUAUUUUACGUUAACGAUUGUUUUUGGUAAGAAAUGCACCUUUUUUUAUGAGAACAUAAUCUAUUUCACUGAAUUUAUUGUUAUGGCCAUGGCUACACAUCGUCCUCACUCAGGUGGGAGAUGUGUUUUCUUCGCUCUCUGACGCCUCCCCCUGUUCCCUCGUUUUUUUGACAUCUCCAAAUGCCUGUGGGUCUUAGUGUGGGUGGGGCUCUCGGAGACCCCUCUCCAUCCCGCUCAUUCCACCCCAGUCGCUAUGUGCCUGUGUCCGCAGCAGCCGCCUUCCUUGUGGGGGCCACGACACUGUUUCUCUGUUUUACGUGUCCGUGGCUGUCAGAGCGGUUCUCCUCCUCCAUUCCACUCUAUAAUGUUGUGAUCUUCCUCUUCACACUGGCCAAUUUCUGUAUGGCCACAUUCAUGGACCCUGGCAUUUUUCCUAGAGCUGAAGAAGAUGAGGAUAAAGAGGAUGAUUUCCGGGCUCCGCUUAAUAAGACGGUGGAUGUGAGGGGCAUUCAGGUGCGGAUGAAGUGGUGCACAUCUUGUCGCUUUUACAGACCACCGCGCUGUUCACACUGCUCUGUGUGUGACAACUGUGUGGAGGAUUUUGACCAUCACUGCCCAUGGGUGAACAACUGCAUUGGAAGGCGGAACUAUCGUUAUUUCUUUCUGUUCCUGCUCUCGCUCACUAUUCACAUUAUGAAUGUGUUUGGCUUCAGUUUGCUAUACAUCCUCCAUCACACUAAACAACUGGACCAGGUCCACUCUGCAGUCACUAUGGCGGUGAUGUGUGUAGCUGGCCUGUUUUUCGUCCCAGUUGCAGGGCUCACUGGGUUCCAUGUUGUUCUUGUAGCCAGAGGGAGAACGACCAAUGAACAGGUGACUGGGAAGUUCAGAGGCGGCGCUAACCCCUUCACACAUGGGUGCUUGAAAAACAUUGCACACAUGCUUUGCAGUUCACAGGCUCCCAGGUAUCUUGGUCGCUUACGAAAGCCUCAUUCUGUUCAGGUCCAGCCACCAUUUCUCCGGCCACCUCUGUCUGAAGCCCAACUAGCAGCUAAAGUCCUGGAUAAUGGCAUCCAACAGUCUAAAAGUAGUUUGGAGAUAAUGGAGAGUCAGUCCACUGAUGCUGACCCCCCUCCACCACCUAAACCAGAGCACAGAUACCCUGGGCUGCCUCACACACAAAAUGAAGAGUGCAGCUUGCUGACUGAGACUCCACCCACACCUUCAUUAUAUAAAUACAAGCCGGCCUACAGCAGUCCAGGAAAAAAACACACGGCCUCAACACAUUCAAGCAAAAUGAGUCGAGGGAACAGUAUGACCGAGUCUCCCUCUGUCCCCGUCACCACUGGGCAGCCCAGCUACUGCUCAGACCCCAGUUUGUCAAGCCGGGGGGGUGCAGGGUGCCGUGGGGGAGGGGAGGGAGGUAGAGCAGGCUCGGGGGGCCUGGGUGGGGCCUCUGGGUUUGGUGGGCGAUCUUACCCUUCUUUUACUGACACCCUACUCCAGUCAGCAGCAGCCUCUUGCUCCUCAAGCCUUCGCACUGCCCAAACGGCCCACAAUGCCCUCGGCCCCCUCAUCUCUGAGGGUACAACCUCCACUAGCUACAAGAGUUUAGCCAAUCAGACACGCAACGGCAGCUUGUCAUAUGAAAGUCUGCUGACACCCUCCGAAAGCCCAGAGUUUGAGUCUGCUGCUCACGAGCUUUCCCCGCCCAGACCGCAGCCUCCGCACUCUCUUAGCACAGCACCAGGGGCCCCACCUAUUUUGGGGUACACGUCCCCUUUCCUAUCUGCUCAGCAGAGGGAGGGUUCUCUCCAGGCCUGCCCUGCCCCCCUAAGACCCUCCCCCAACAGAGCUUUUCUGUGCCCAACAAGCUCACCCCCUUCAAGGGCUCCGCCCCUUUCUCCACGCGCUCGCUCAUUGGGCUCCCCUCCUCCUGGCCCCGCCCCUGGCCAUACACCUCUGGGCAAAUCACUGUCCUAUGGAGGUGGCGCCGAGUUACAGCACCACCCCUCUAGCUCAGGGGGCGGGACGCCGAUGCCGAACUCGACUAUUAAGCAAAACAUGGCCAACCAUAACACCCACUCACACAAACCUGCAGGAGGGGUGAAGAAAGUGACUGGUGUUGGAGGAACGACCUAUGAGAUCUCAGUUGUGAAUGACUGACACAAAAGAAUCCGGAUUCACUCGGCAGUUUUCUCCUUGAUCAGAUGGAUGUAAAGCUGCUCAACCACACGUGCAAAAAAAAAAGCAUACAAGACUACAAAGAAGAAUCCUAAGUGUUUCCCAAUCCAACUUUAUCAGUCACUGUGGAGGACAUACUAUGAGAACAUGGACCAGUGAAGACAAAACUUACAGCAUUUUGUUUUCUAAAUAUCAAUAUGGUACAGAAAUACCACAGACUUUCUUUGUAAUUUAAAGAAUCAUUUGGUACAUCAGUGUAUUUCCUACCGAUUUGUACACAAGACUGUCCAAUGAUCAUUGGAUAUUCAGCCUUGGUAGGCAGGACCAUGCGAGACACACUGAUGCCUCAUUCAGAAUGACGUCGACAGAAACCAAAAGCCUCUCAGCAGUCAGCCAAUAAGCAUACAUAAAUCACUGUUCAGUCUUGCAUAUUCUAUAGCACUCAGUUUCAAACCCUUAAAGAGACAGUUCACCAAAAAUUACAAUUCUGUCAUCGUUUAACAUCCUGAUGUCAUUCCAUCCAAACCCAUAUGAUUGACUUUCCUUUGUGGAACACAAAAUGAGAUAUUUUAAUGAAUGUUCAAGCUGCUCUUUUCCAGACAAUAGUGUGCACAUGUUUUCCAGUCCCAACAAAUACAAAAAAAGGCCAUAAAAGUGGUCAAUACAACUUCUAAAGUCUUCUUAAGCAGUGGUUCUCAACCAUUUUUUAAUUAUUUAAAAAUACGAAAUUGAGUAAAAUAAGUAAAAAUCAAGAUAUUGCUUAGCUUAAUUCACCCGCCUUGAAGAACCAGGAUUCCCACUGUCUUAAAACAAUGCAUCUUGAUGUACUGUACGAGGAAGCCUAAAUCACACUAAAAAGUGUGAUUUCUAGACCUGGAAAAGUCAAUAAAGACAAAAAUACUCCUAUAACUCCAUGGGCUUUUUUAGAAUCAAUGUUAAUUUUUUUAGCCAAGUUUAAAAACAAUCCUUAUCCUCAAUCCUUAUUAAGAAAAUCGAAAACCUGGAGUCAAAAAGGUUUGAGAACCACUGCUGAGAAAUCAUGUGAUAGCUGACAGAUGCAAAAUGCAACAAUUGUGGUGUAAAACGUUCAUGUCUGCCGAUCACAGAACUGUCAUUUUUGCGUGAACUAUUUCUACUAGAACUAGUUUUUAUCCCCAUUAUUAUUUUAUAGAGGUACAGAUGUAUACGUGUUAAGUUUGAUACAGAAUAUAAUAUUAAGAUGCAGGCAUAUAUGAUGUAUGAUUGUUUGUGUUAGGUUGGAUGGUGUUUGUCAGAUUUAUAUGAUGAAAUUCUCAGCCAAAGAGACUCGGUCUGUUUGACAGAUAGCACACUCAGCAAGUAGGAAUGAAUGUAUCUAAAGACACACAAGUUACUAGAGCGCAACAUAUUAAGCAAAGAUUAUUUACAUUAUGUGCUGAAGAUAUCAUGCAAAUUGUAACUUUGUGUCAGUGUGUCCACCAAUCAAGAGCCAUACUCUCUCGACACAUGGUCAGCCAAUCACGAGAGUUUAUUUAUUCAGCUAGAGGAGGCCAGUGCAAGUACAUGCUGGAUGCACCAUCGUAUUGAUUUAGAAAAUUCAUUCUUUAUUUUAUUGUUUUAUUUUUUUUUUAAGUGGACAUUGGUUAAAUAGCCUGAGUACAGUGAUUAUCUCCUCAUAGAUGUAUAAUAUAAGUUUGAUUGUAUUUGUCUAUGUGAGAGAAUGAGUGUGACAUUUUUUUUUUUAACUUACCUGACUGUUGUACAAGAGCACAUUCCAACUAUCCUUUUGGUUCAGAUCGGAGGUCGUUCACGACUUUUCUUUCUGCUUUUUGAGAUCAGGACCAGUGACCAGUCAGAGUAAGAUAGAAACCGCUUAUGCAGAGACUUGGGAAAGGUUUUUUUUUUUCCAUUUCCACCAUGGCCUUAUAAUGCCUUUUUAACUGUUAUCAAGGGUAUUUCAGUAUGUGUAAUUGACUCUUAGAGAUGACCGAUAGAGAACUGUUGUGUUGACUCUUGGGUAAGAAUGCAGACUCGUUUAACCCUUCUGUAUUUCUGAAAUGCCACUGACUCUGAGUCACAUGAGCAACACAUUUUCAACAGAACAAUAAACAGAAUGAACAUAA